Rotaria socialis is the source of this 642-nucleotide messenger RNA. NCBI's taxonomy places the organism in Eukaryota, Metazoa, Rotifera, Eurotatoria, Philodinida, Philodinidae. The record is from the annotation of a GenBank genome assembly.
AUGACAGCUACAAACAACCAGUCGAUUUUACAAUCUUUCAACAUUCGUCCGUGUACGAUCGCGGAUGAAGAGAGUGCUAUUGAUGUUUGUUUAAAGACUGGAGAUGCCGGUAACGAUGCAACUUUGCUGUAUGAUGAUCCGAAACUAUUGGGAUAUCGAUUCGUUUCACCAUACAUUCAUUUAUCUCCGGAACUUGCAUUUAUCUUAGAAGAUUUGGAAGGCAAUGUAUGCGGCUAUGUACUUGGUACUUUACAUUCUGAUAUUUUCUACCAACAAUACGUGAAUGAAUGGCUUUCAAAAGUAAAACAAUUGUAUCCAAAAGUUCCAUCAGACGAAGAAAGUGUGAAACAAGAUCGAGAAGUUUUACGCAGUUUUCACAACGAUAACUUACAGUCAUUUAAACUUUUCGAUGGCUAUCCAUCACAUCUUCAUAUUGAUCUCCUUCCAAAAGCUCAAGGACAAGGUUAUGGGACAAAAAUGAUUCAUCACAUCGUAGAUGAAUUGAAACGACUUGGAUCGAAAGGCGUUCAUUUACAAAUGUCUGCAAAUAAUGCUAGAGCUUUUCGUUUUUAUACAAAAGUUGGCUUCACUGUUCUUGAACAAGAUCCAGAAACUAUUUGGUUCGGUAAAAAGUUGACAUAG